Messenger RNA from Pseudomassariella vexata, 1413 nucleotides. Its product is annotated as phosphoserine phosphatase serb. Gene Ontology annotation, molecular function: L-phosphoserine phosphatase activity; magnesium ion binding. Bases 1 to 1413 code for a protein of 470 amino acids. NCBI's taxonomy places the organism in Eukaryota, Fungi, Ascomycota, Sordariomycetes, Amphisphaeriales, Pseudomassariaceae. Gene Ontology annotation, cellular component: cytoplasm. Gene Ontology annotation, biological process: dephosphorylation; L-serine biosynthetic process. The transcript has a single exon. The record is from RefSeq and is a predicted model, not a curated record.
AUGUCAGAAUCUAACCCUGCUGCGCCAGGCCGUCCGCAGUUGUUGGGCGCUGUGAGGCGAAGUUCCUCCUAUCUCCAGGAGCACCAGCAGUAUCGCGCGCCUCACAUCCCCGAUGGGCAUCUGGGUAUAGACACCAUCGUGGAGGAUUUGCAAGGCGCACGUGUGUCGCCACCCAAGUCCUUCGGCCCCUUCAAUGGCGUCCCCUCUAAGGACAACCCACCCCGCAUCGUCGAGGGCGGUAGCUACGAUUUCACCCACCCCAACUGCGCACCGCGAAAGGGCGAGAAAACCAACCGCUUGAUCGCGACUUUGAUAUACAAGCCCCGGGCGCGGGCGUCCAACACCAUCCCGUCGCCGCAGUUGACGGCCUCGGAAUCCGACAUCCCCGCCAACCUCGCCCCCACGACCGACAUCAACAACUUUCCCCUUGAACCGCCCGCCGGCGAGCCCGAGCCGCUCGACCACCUGUACGGGUCCUACAUCUCGCCGCUAUGCAUCACGUCGUUCCUGCACCUCAUGUCCAAUUUCCCCCUGCCCCGCGGCGAAACGGAAAUGACGUCGUCGCACCGCUGCCUCGACAACCCUGACCACCCGCGCGUGGUGGAACUGUCGCUCUCUCCCGCUCCCGCCGCCGACUACCUGCCCCUAGCCGACCUGCGCAAGCACGAGCUCAUCUACCGCUUCGAGCGGGAGUGGAACAUCGACGUGGCCCUGCAGCCCGACACGCCCUGGCGACGAUACCCGCGCCUCGUCGUCUUCGACAUGGACAGCACUCUCAUCACGCAGGAGGUCAUUGAUCUCAUGGCUGCCACCAUGACGGAGCCGGCCGAUCUCGCCCACAACAUCGCUACCAUUACGCACCGCGCCAUGCUGGGUGAGCUGGAAUUCGAUGCCGCUUUUCGCGAGCGCGUCGCCUUGCUCAAGGGUCUGCCUGCUAGUAUCUUCGAGCAACUCCGCCCCGUGCUCGACAUCACGCAGGGCGUGCCCCGACUCAUCAAGGCUCUGAAGCGCCUCGGCGUCAAGACGGCUGUUCUGUCGGGCGGAUUUCUGCCCCUGACUUCGUGGCUGGCCAGCGAGCUGGGCAUUGACCACGCGUACGCGAACGAGGUCGAGGUUGACGAAGCGGGCAGGCUGACGGGAGAGGUCAAGGGCGUCAUUGUGGGCAAGAAUCGCAAGCGGGAACUUGUGCUCGAGAUCGCAAAGAAGGAGGGCAUUGCGCUCGAACAGGUCGUGGCUGUGGGCGAUGGCGCGAAUGAUCUGUUGAUGCUGGCCACGGCUGGGUUGGGCGUCGCGUGGAACGCGAAGCCGAGGGUCCAGAUGGAGGCUAACACGAGGUUGAAUGGCGAGUCAUUGGACGAUUUGAUGUACUUGUUCGGGUUUACGAGCGAGGAAGUGGAGAUGCUCACUUCGUGA